CGGCUGGAGCCGGGCAGGGGGAGGAGGAGGUGCUGCCGAAGCUGGGAGCGGAGCAAAGCCCGCGCAGACAGACCAGACAGGACGGGACGGGACGGGGUCGGGGCUGGAGAAGGAAGCGAGGGGCCGAGCCAGGUACCGGGGCGGGAGAAAGGAACGGGAAACAUCUGGAGCCCAGGGCAAGGUCCCAGCGGCUAAAUCUGGUGUGUCUCCGCCUGUCCCUCCUCUCCAUCUUUUUCUCUGCCCCGUUCUGCCUCUGGCUUGCCUUGUCCCCUACUUUUACAAGUUUCUCUGCCUCUGUCUGUCUCCGUCUCUCUUCAUUGUGUGUCUCACACAUUUGCCUCAGCGUCUCUGGGACCUGCCUGUUUCUUUCUUGUCUCCCCAUCCCCGUGGCUCUGGUUGUCUCUCCUUUCCAACUUUCUGUCUCUCUUUCACCCAGAUUUAGGUCCUUUGGAUGGGGGAACCAUUGCUCCAAGAGCCAGUCGAUCUGCCCAGAGCAGAGAAAUUGGAUAUGAAGGGCUAGGAAGCAGUGAUGAGGCCGGAGGCCUCCCUGUGGCCUGGGCUGGGCUGGGGCCGGAAUUGGGGAGGGAGUAAGAUCCAGCUGUUUGCUAUUAGCUGGGACUGGUUAGGAGGCCCUGAAACCCCAUCCUGUCUCAUAGCCCCUGGUUGUCCCUACCCAAGCCUUGAUAAGUCCCCUGCCCAAUCCCCUCAUGCUAUCCAUGAAGCUCAGCUCAGCUCAACUCAGCCCUUCUCUUCUUUCUCUCCUAACCUGGCCAGGUUUGGAUUCCCCCAGGGCCCUGGGAGCUGGGGGGUAGAAAAGGAACAGAAGCAGGGUCUCCUUAGCACACAGAAUAAAGCUCCCUCUCCCUAGAAGCCUAGUCCCUAAGGAAGGAACCAGCUUGAGACCCAAAGAGGGCUUGUCAUCCAACAGAGGGAAACGGGGAAGAAGAAACUGUCUUGUGACUUUGAGAACUGAACUCUGGUGUUCUAAUCUCACCCUGACAAUCUGCCUUUCUCCUUUAUCUCUCCACUUCAAUUUAGCAGCAGACCAAGAGGGUGGGGAUCCAGGAGACUCUGAAAAGUUCAGGUGGCAUCCUGCCAGGAAGUAGGAUAGAAUGAACCCAGAGCCUGUCUCUAGACAUGGCUGUCCAGGGCUAGAGAGAGGACUUCUUGCCCAAGAGAGUAUCCAUGUCCAGAGAGGGUGAACCAAACCAGGAAAGCUGAUUUCUGAGCCAAGGAAUGGGUUUAGGGACCAGGGAAAGUGACAUGUAAGCCUGAGGGAAGGCUGUCCCAGCAGGACGGGGCUGCCCAUGCCCAGGGACAAGAGGGACUGGAGGAUGUAGACAGAGAGUCAGAGACAGAGAGAGAAGUCGACAGAAAGACCUGGAGAGACAAAUCGACUCGGAGACAGAGACUGGCCGAGGAGAGCGGAGCCCCGGCCCCGGCCCCCCAUGUCUGUCUGCCUUUCCCUUCUGUGCCAGGAGGCUCUCGGGACCAGAAUCUGACUCCACAUUACGCUGGUGACCUCUGAGGAAGGGGAGGCUGAAGGAGAAGAGAUGGCCCAAAUCCUGCACAUGGAGUCUGCCUUCCCAGGGAAGCAUGGACCCACGUCCCCCACAGCUUUCCCAGGGAAGGAUCCAGAGCCCCCCUACUCGGUCGAGACUCCCUAUGGGUAUCGGCUAGACCUGGACUUUCUCAAAUAUGUGGAUGACAUCGAGAAGGGCCACACGAUGAAGCGGGUGAAUGUGCACAGACGCCCCCGCCUUGGCUCCCUGCCCCGAGGGACGGGCUCCUGGUGGACCUCAACUGAGUCCCUGUGUUCGAAUGCCAGCGUGGACAGUCGCCACUCUGCCUACUCCUACUGCGGCAGAGGCUUUUACCCACAGUAUGGGGCGCUUGAGACCCGAGGGGGCUUCAACCCCCGUGUGGAGAGAACCCUAUUGGAUGCCCGCCGAAAGCUAGAGGACCAGGCAGGGAGUGAGUGCAGCAGGUCACAGGCAGGUGGGCUGGGCAGCCUGACGCCCAGUGCAGCUGGUUCCACGAGCUCCCUGGCUGGGGCUGGGCUCCCCCCACGCCUCUCGUCUACCCACAACGGUGGCACGCCGCUGAGCUCCUCGGGGCUGUCCACGCCUGUGUCACCCACGCCAGGCCACCUGCAGCAUGUGAGAGAGCAGAUGGCUGCUGCUCUGAGGAAGCUUCGUCACCUGGAGGAGCAGGUGAAGCUCAUCCCCAUCCUUCAAGUCAAGGUGUCUGUCCUGCAGGAGGAGAAGCGACAGCUCAGCGUCCAGCUGAAGAGCCAGAAGUUCCUGGGUCACCCUGGGACCCGUGCUGGGGUUGGAGGCCGGGGCCGAGGAGAGCUGUACCUAGACCUGCUGGACUCCACUGAACCUUUCCCAGAUUUGGACAUAGAUGGGGAGAAGAAGGAAUGUCGCUCUAUAGGAGUGGGACCAGAGGAUGCCAGCACCCAGAGAAGCGUGGGCACGUGGGUGCGGGAGAGGGACCUAGGGGCGCCCGAGGGCCAGGCUGCCCUGACUGCCAAGAUCGCCGUGUUAGAAACCCAGCUGAAGAAGGCCCUGCAGGAGCUGCAGGUGGCCCAGUCACAGCAGCAGUCAGCUCCAGCAGCAGCACCAGCCCACGGUCUCACCUCUGCCCCCACAAGCCCCUCAGGGGGUCUUCCAGAGGCAAUGGGGGCACCAUCUGGCCGGUACAGCCCCGGUGACUCCCGGAUCUGGCCACCACCAGAUGGGCCCAUCAGGGUAGACACGGUGAAGGUGGUCCAGGUGCAAGGGGAACCCAAGAUUGCUGCCAGCACAGCCACAGGGACCCCUGCCCAACGAGCCCAAAGCCUGGAGCCUUCUGGUCCUGGAGGACUUCGAGCCUUGGUGACACGGAGUCCUGAGGGGAAUGCCAGGAGCCAACCCUCUCCAGGCGUACACUGCACCCGGGAGGUGGUGGAGACCACCUUCCCAGGCCCGAUCAUUCCCAUCGUCCCUGCCAGCCUGCCAACUAGCACCUUCCAUGUGGUGAAGAAGAUCAGUAUUACCACUGAGCCUUACCGGGAUGGGGAGAAGGAUCAGGAGACUGCCCCUGGCCGGGGCCCUGGAUGCAAUGGUCUGACAGCUCCCUUUAGGAGCCUCACCAAGCCUUCAGAGAUUCCCCCAGGGCCAACAGCCACCCUUCCUACUCAGACCCUGGGAGAGCCAAGAACAAUACCCACCAGUCACAGCUUCUCCAGGGACCAGAGUGGGAAAGUGACCCAGUGUGUGAAGGAAGAAGCUGAGGAGGAUUCCGCAGCCAUGCUGCAAACAGGGAUCAAGUCCAUCAUGAAGAGGAAGGAGACCAGCACAGACCCUGUGUCCAACAGGAAGAACCUCCAGUUCAUAGGUGUCAAUGGCGGGUAUGAAUCCACUUCAUCUGAGGAUUCCAGCACGGCUGAGAACUUCUCGGACAAUGAGAGCACCGAGAGUGAAUACCAUGAGGCCCACGAGGGGCUCCCUGGGGCCGGUGGCGAGGGAGGCCGGCCUAGAGGCUUCGUGGCAGAAGCCACUUGGGGAGGCAAGGCUGGGACCAUACAGAGGAAGGAGCCUGCGGCAAAGGCAGAAGAUGAAAUUAGAUUGGAGCUGAGCGCAGACCUAAUCUCUGCCUGUCUGACCCUGCAGAAAUACCUGGAGAGUCCAGAUGCCCUCACGGAGAAAGAGAUGAAAGCAGCAUACAGCACCGUGCUUCAGGACUGGCUGAAGCUCUCCUGCCACAAGGAUGCACACCCAGAGGUGGUCCGAAGGCACAUGGUCACCUUCCGGGCCAUGUCGCCCCAGCUGCUCCAGUUCAUCGUCAACAUGGCUGAUGGCAAUGGCAACACUGCCCUACAUUACACUGUGUCCCACUCCAACUUCCCUGUGGUCAAGCAGCUGCUGGACACUGGCCUCUGCAAUGUGGACAAGCAGAACCGAGCCGGCUACACGGCUAUCAUGCUGACUGCAUUGGCAGCCUUUCGGUCAGAGGGAGACAUGGACACCAUUCUGCAGCUGCUCAGACUCGGGAAUGUCAACUUCAAAGCCAGCCAGGCAGGACAGACAGCACUUAUGUUGGCUGUCAGCCAUGGACGGAUUGACAUGGUCAAAGCCCUGCUGGCUUGUGCUGCAGAUGUCAACCUUCAAGAUGAUGAUGGCUCCACUGCACUGAUGUGUGCCUGCGAGCAUGGCCAUGUGGAAAUCGCUCGUCUGCUCCUGGCUGUGCCCAACUGUAACAUAGCACUCACCGACCAUGAUGGCAGUACAGCCCUCUCCAUUGCCCUUGAAGCUGGACAAAAUGACAUCGCAGAAAUGCUGUACACACACAUGAACUUCACCAAGUCCUCGGGUCCCCCAAAGCAAGCAACCAUCAAGAGUGCAGCUAUUUCGUCCAACAACGCUCAAUAGAAGCAAUAGGAUCUGCUGGUAGGACGGAGGACACAGAGCAUCCGCAGUACCUGUCCAUCGGAGGGGAAGAAGGGAUGAGGAGGAAGAAACGCUUGGGAUGCUUGUCUACCCUUAGGGUGGGAAGCUAGCACUGACAGAAUCCUGAACCACCUCUUCCCAUCUUGUCCUUUAUCUCUGACUGCUUGGCCACCUUGGCCUGGGCUCCCUAAGGCCCAUGUCCAAAGAGAAAGUGGACUCUUUGGAAACCUGCUUCAGUCAGCAAGGAAGAACAUGGUGCCAAGUGGAAGAGUUUGCAAUUCUUAAUGCUUUUUUCCUAUAUUUUCCCAAAAACUUGUAAGCCUAAGCCAAAGCAAAAAAUGUCUGUGGAUUGAAACUGAGUUCUGCUCCCACUAUGCAUGAGUUAAGCAGGAGGGAACCUAGGCCCGGGCAUAGGGUGUUACCCCCCAGAAACCAGCCCCAUGGGCACAAGAGGCAAUGGAGUUUUAUGUAAAGCUGUGAGGAAGGCCUCUUUCAGAGAAAUAAGCUUGAAAUAAGUAAGAUGUUCAAGGAAGUUGUGAAAGAUUAUUUUUUGUUGUUUUUUAAAUAAGGGGGAAAAAAGCACUAUGUUAAAGCCUGAAUUUUAUAUUAGGGAUUGAGCUUGAGCUUUAUAUUAGGGUUUUAUGAAGUUGUGCAUGGUUUAAAAUGGGAUUUUGCACGUCUGGCUGGCAUUCCUCCUGCUUGAAUGAAUGCCUGUGGCCUGUACACCAUUCUGCUCAGUUCUUAGAGGUGUGUUUUACAAUCUUCUUUUUGUAUCUAUAUUUUUAUGCCAAGCAUAGCAGAGUCAGUCUGUAUCAGACUGGGAGGAAGAAUUUGAUCCUUUUCUCUCAGUCCUUUUUGCCAUUUCCCUAUCAGACCCGGAAAACAAGCCCAGGAUCCCACUAGAGACUAAGACAACAGGAGCUUCAGGUCCGCUGGAAUGUGGCAGAACUCAGCAAGGGAGAAAGAGAGUGGAGAGAGCUGGGCAUCUAAGCAUAGCACUCCAUUCCUAAGAGCACUGGGCAGGAGACCUUCAAGGUCAGCUUGUCCAACCUGACAGUUUUACGGAUGAUUUGAUCCAGUGACAAAGCCCAAGUCACAGGUACCUCACUGGAAACAUUGCCUGACAGGAAAGGCAGAAAGAUAAGAGUGGGUGAGUAUCAGGUGAAGAAUGAUGCCCUCGGGGCAGAGAGGCUGUUCUCAGGUGUACUGGUCAGUAUUUGGGGGUGACUAGUGACCCCAGGCUUCUCUCUGGUACAGGAACUCUGUGUUUUGGAAGCUCCUGGAGGCAUCAGUCUAGCAAUCCUGCAUACCAGCCAGGUCAUUUAGAAAGACAGAUUUAUUAGCUUUUCAACAACCCUACUCCUUUCUUUGUGACUGGGGCAAAAGAAAGCUGAGAAAACCAGAUUUGGGGGGCAUACACGCUCCUCUACCAUUUCUCCUGUCUCUAGAACUACAAGCUACACCUUCCCUUUCUUCCUUGGCGAGCCCAGGGAAGAAAAGCCUUAAGCCAGGAAACAAAUUCCUCACCUAUGAUUGUGCCUAGAGUAUAGUAGAUGAAACCCCAGCCAAGGGUAUGUCCCACCGUUUACCAUAGCCAGUUUGAGUUAAGUUGUUUCAUUGUCUUGGGAUAUUGAGAGAUCUGAGGAUAGAAAUUUCUGCUAGUCUGGAUUUUUUUUUUUUUUACACAGCACAGUACAGAAAGUAAAUAAAUUGCCCAGAAAUGUUGGCCCCUCUCCCAGGAUCAGAGUUUCUCUGCCAAAUCUAACCUUGGUUGUUGGGAUUUCAAACUGACCAUGUUAAACAGGAGGAUAACAUAAAUUCUCUAUUGCCAUGUGCAAAAAGCGGGGAAAGGAUUGGGUCUUUGCUUGGCUCUUAGCAUUAAAACUGAAAAGGAGUGGUGGAGAACCUGACUCUGGUCUAGUGUUGCUGUGCCUUGAUGGAUGUCUAACAAAGAUGAAGGACCCUGGUUCUCGCUUGAGAAGCGGUACAUGUCAGUGAUUGCAUGUGUUUUUUGUGUAUGUGUUUGUGUGUGUUUGUACCCACAUGUUUGUGUUAAACUCUUAGAGAUGGCAGACACUUGUCUUGGAGCAUGUGCCACUCCCCAGAUAGGUCCAUAUUUAUCUGUUUUGUACAGUCCCAUACAACUGGCUUGGCCCAGCAUGCUAUGGGGGUUGGCAUGGUUUUUUGUUCCUGCAAUCAGUUAUAUACAUGGGUCUGUUCUCACUCUCCUGCAUUGGUAUUUCCAUAAGACAGUAUUACACUUAAAUGAAGUAUUCAUUUUAUAAUCUUAAAAAAAGUAAAUAAAUAAAGCUAUCUAAAGUUA
This is a messenger RNA of Monodelphis domestica (gray short-tailed opossum), 6756 nucleotides long. It is a transcript of the gene KANK2, whose product is annotated as KN motif and ankyrin repeat domains 2. NCBI's taxonomy places the organism in Eukaryota, Metazoa, Chordata, Mammalia, Didelphimorphia, Didelphidae. Gene Ontology annotation, molecular function: protein binding. Gene Ontology annotation, cellular component: cytoplasm. The record is from RefSeq and is a predicted model, not a curated record. Gene Ontology annotation, biological process: negative regulation of transcription by RNA polymerase II; negative regulation of G1/S transition of mitotic cell cycle; negative regulation of cell population proliferation.